Diabrotica balteata is the source of this 9590-nucleotide messenger RNA. The record is from the annotation of a GenBank genome assembly. Lineage: Eukaryota; Metazoa; Arthropoda; Insecta; Coleoptera; Chrysomelidae.
AUGAAGCAGAUAAUUAGUUUGGCAACCAAACUCGAAAACAAGCUUUACCCCGUGAUAACGACGGACUCAACUAAACCCAAAGAAAUCGCAGACCACAUAGAACAAAAACUAACCGUUCUUCUACCUGAGAUCCGUAAAGCUCAAUCCGAAGUCAAUGAGAAGAUCAAAACAAUAGAACAACUAAUUCAACAAACCCAAAACAACGACGAAUCCAAUUUAGCUGUCAGAAGCAAACUUCAUGAAAUUGGUCAGAAACUUCAAGAUACUGCAUCGGAUUACCAAGUUUUAUCCCAAGUUUUAAUUGGGUACUUCAGGAACUUGGAGGAAAUCGAUAAGAAGGUUGAAAUUUACAACGCUGAGUUAGAAAAAACUGGAUAUCCAAAAGAUGUUGCGUCUAUAGAUAGGGUAUUACAAGAACAUGAAGCUUGUAGACAAACCAUUGGAGAACGGUUGAGGUUUGCUCAAGCUGAGUGUGACCAAGUAGCAGAACGCAUUCAAAAGCAGGAACCAGAAAAAGCUGCACAGCACGACGUCAACAAACUUAAGCACGUUUUAGAGCUUAAUAGAGCAGAAUUCGAGAACCAGUGGCGGCAAAGGCAAGACUCGUUAUUGGCCCAUCGCCAAAUUUCAUCAUUUGACAGUGAUCUUAAGCAAAUUAAUGAUAGCAUCGAUGACCUUGAUAGACAAAUUAAGAACCUUAAAGGUCAAUAUGGAGAAUCUACAUCCAGUGCUAAAUCUACGUCCCAAGCAUUUGCAUACUUGGAGGAAACUAUUAAGACUUUGGAACAACGCAUUCAGUCUUUCGUGAAGUCAGGAGAAAAACUAUUAGCGGAAAACCACAGCGAAUCUCCCCACAUUCAAAGUGAAAUCUCAGCUCUUCAGGAUAAAUGGAACAACUUAAAAAAUCAAGCAAAAACUUCAAGAAAUCUCUUGGAUAUCAGUAUUCACUACUACCAAUUAGUAGAAGAGGCUGAUGAAUGGUUCAGAGAAGGCAGUAAACUUUUGGUAACGAUCGCUAGAAAAUCAACAGCAGUAAAAACCCCAGAAGAAGCUGAAGAAUUAUUAACCGAGGUCUCCCAGUUCUUAACACCCGGAGAAGAAAAGCAAAAUGAAAGAAUUGAAAAAAUAUCCGAAUUGGCUGUCAAACUAUAUGGAGCUGAUGAAUCAAAAUACGCUCCUAUCUUAAGUGGAAACAAAGACAUGUUAGAAUCAUUUGAAUCAAUUAUCAAAGAAUUAAACACUUUGGCUGAAAAUUUGCGAAGUGCUGAAGAGGAACGACAAAGGUUGGAAAGAGAAAAGAAGGAAGCCAAGGUUGCAGAAGAGCAUCGGCAGAAAGCAGAAGCCAAACAGAAAGAAGAGGAGAGGCUGGCUGAUGAAGCUCGAAAAGCCGAGGAGGCAAGAUUGGCUGAAGAAAGAAGAAAGGCUGAAGAGGCUAGGCUUGCAGAAGAAGCUAGAUUGGCUAAGGAGAAAAUUAAAGCCGAAGAACUUAGAUUGGUGGAAGAGAAGAAAAAGUUAGAGGAAGCGCGGAAAGCUGAGGAAGCUAAACUGGCAGAAGAAAGAAGAAGAGCAGAGGAAGCCAAGCUUGUUGAGGAAGCAAGACUUGCGGAAGAGAGGAAGAAAUUGGAAGCAGAAAAACAGAAGUUAGAGCAAGCUAAACUUGAUGAUGAAGCUAGAAAAGUCGAAGAAGCCAAAUUAGCGGAGGCAAGGAAGGCUGAGGAAGCUAAACUAGCUGAAGAAAAACGUAAAUUAGAGCAAAUUCAAACCAAACAAAGAGAAGAGGCGGAACGACUAAGACUCGAAGAAGAAAGACAGAAAGCAGAGAAAAUAAAAAUAGAAGAGAAAAAACAUUCUCUAGAGAUAACAGAAAUAACGGAUAUUCAAAAAGUAGAAAUUCAAAAUGCUUCUAAUAGAGGUGUACCAUCACCAAUACCGAUCGUGGAAGACGCUGGUGAAGCACCAGUAUUUACAUCACCUCUAAGUGAUGCAGUUAUUCAAGAAGGCAAUAAAUUUACUUUUAUUUGUCAAGUUACCGGACAUCCUACACCAGUGGUUCACUGGUACAAGGCUGGUAUAUCCAUACAAAAUAAUCCUGACUACAGAACAACAUUCGAAAAUGGCCUGUGUUCUUUAACAAUCGAAGAAACGUUUGCUGAGGAUUCUGCAAGAUACACGUGCAGAGCUAGCAAUUCUGCCGGUGAAGAUGAAACUACUGCUGUACUUUCUGUUAAAGAAAGUGAACCAGAAGACAUUCUCUCAGCUCCCUCGUUUCUUAAACCUCUUCAACCCAGCAGUGCCAAAGAGGGCUCGACCUUUCAGUUCGAAUGCCAAGUGGAUGGAAAUCCGCUCCCGACUGUGCAAUGGUUCAAGAAUGCUGAGUGUAUUGAUAAUUCUCCUGACUAUAGUAUCACUUAUAAUAAUGGAAAUGCGAUCUUGAAAUUUGAUAAAGUGAGAUUGGAGGAUAAGGCUGAGUACAGUUGCAAAGCAUCCAACCAAAUGGGAACUGCUCAGAGUACGGCAAACCUCAUAGUCACACCAUCCGAACCCGCCGAAGCACCCGUAUUUGUCACCCCAUUGUCUAAUGUCAUGGCGAGAGCAGGUCAAAAGAUAAAAUUGGAAUGUGAGGUUUCUGGAUUACCCCCUCCAACUUUGACGUGGUCACACAACGGAAAGGCGGUCAAAGAAACACGCGAGAUCAAGUUGCAACAGGAAGGCAACAAGGCCACUUUACUAGUUUUGGAAGCCUUCCCGAAAGAUGCCGGCACCUACUCAGUAAGUGCCAAGAACAUCGCCGGUGAAGCAACUAGCUCAAGCAGCGUUUCCGUCAAAGGUCGUCUUCCUACCGAAACAUCAGACUCUGAGAUAGCAAGCGAUAUGGAGCCAAUCAAACCGUCUAUUCAACUUCCUUUGACCAAUACGACAGCGAAAGAAGGAAGUAGGGUACGACUGGAUUGUGUUAUAGUUGGACAACCUGAACCAGAAGUCAUCUGGUACCAUGAUGACCAACCUGUUAAAGAAUCCCACGACUUCCAGCUGCUAUUCCAAGGAGACCGUUGUUCCCUCAUCAUCCAGGAAGUCCUACCCGAAGACGGUGGCGAAUACAAAGUCGUUGCUCUAAAUUCUGCCGGGGAAGCUUCCAGUAAAUGCGUAUUGAGUGUUACGCCAAUUUCGGAAUCGGACAACGAAAAAGCACCAGAGGAAAAAACGGAGGCUGGAACAGCGCCAAAAUUCUCGAAAUUAUUAACCGACGUUUUAGUUUCAGAAGGAGAUAAAGUAAUUUUAGAAGGAAACGUAGUCGGAGAGCCGAGACCAGAAAUUAAAUGGUUGUUGAAUAAUUUGCCUAUCACCGACCUCGAACAUUUUAUUUUUGUAUAUGAUGACGAAGGCAAUGUAAGAUUAGAGAUUGAAAGCGUAAAACCCGAAGAUAAGGGUGUCUACACUGUAAAAGCUACGAACUCAGUCGGAGAAGCUAAAUGUUUUGCUCAACUAAUUGUCAAAUCGUUUAAACCAUCGGAAACUGUACAGCAUGAAGAACAGAAACAAGCUCCUGACUUUAAAGAAGGUUUUGGAGAUAAGACCGUCUACGAAGACACAGCAUCCAAAUUCGAAUGCAUUGUUAUUGGAAAACCCACACCAAAAGUCAGAUGGUUAUUUAAUGGCGAAAAUAUUUCAGGUAAAGACUUCCUGAUUUCUACCUCAGGAGACAGACAAGUUUUAUCCAUCCCGAACGCCAAGAAAGAACAUUCUGGUUCAAUUACAUGCAUUGCGGAAAAUGAAGUAGGUAAAGCCACUUGUGUAGCAAACUUACACGUGCAACCAGCCAGUUCUGUGAUCACCGAAGAAAAUCAGUUGCAAAUCCAACCCUCACUACCUCUUACUACUGAAAAAUCACAACACACUGAAUCGUCUUAUAGAAUUACCCGAGAAGUCGUAACUCAAUCACAGACUUCCCACAUGAGUAAAGUUAUUUCAUCCAAUUCUGACGCCGCUCAACCGCAUAUUGAAGAACAUAAAAUCUUGUCUCAAAAAGCACAAACAUUUAAACAAAUUGAUCAAGAUGCUCCGGAUAUUAAAGAAUCUCAAAGAACUGAAGAGUAUCAUAAAAUCGGAGAUCAGCCUCCAGUCUUCCAUGAAAAAUCAUCGACCACUUACUCCGUUGGAGCACAAAGCGAACAAAAGCAGAUUACUUCAAACUCGGAAUUGAUCCAAAGAUCCGGUCUCAAGGUUCGCCCUCCCAAAUUUGUUACUCCCAUUAUUGGCAAAAUCGUCGACCAAGACGUAGACGUUGUACUGGAGGGUAUCUUGGACGGUCAACCCAUUCCACAAGUAAAAUGGACAAAGAAUGGCGAAGACCUUAAAGAAGAUGACAGGAUCAAAACUACGUGGGAACUAAACAGAACUUCAUUGGAGAUUAAAAACGUUACUGUCCAAGAUGCGGGCCGAUAUUCUUGCACGGCUAAUAACGAUGGAGGAACUGCUGUUAGUACUGCUGACUUAGUCGUUAGAAAAACAAUCUUUCCACCAGUAUUCGGACGCCGUCUACAAGCUCAAGUGAUUAAGAAAGGAGAUCGUAUUAUCAUGGAAGUGGAAGUAACCGGAACACCAGAACCAACAGUCUCAUGGUAUAAAGAUGGAAACCUUAUAGAUAAUUCCGUUAGCGAUGUAUACAAGGUUAAAUCUUUGGGUCAAGGUCACACUCUAACUAUUGAGAAAGCUGAAAUUAGCCAUUCUGGUAGAUUUAUGGUUCGAGCUGUCAAUUCCGGUGGAGAAGCUCAAAGUAUUGCAGAUAUUGCAGUUAUAGAACCUGCCCAGACAGCCUCUGCAGCAGAUCAGAUUUCAUCGGUAGAAUCUAAACAAGUUCCAGUUCCAUUAAAACUUACAUCUAGCGAAUUGUCACAAUCCUUAUCUCAAAAAUCUGAAGUUACCUCUACUACAGAACAAAUGCUGUCUCAAGAAAAACAUAUUAUAAAACUCGAGCAUAAAGUGCCCGAUAUUCCUAUGCCGAAACCUAUUGUCCCAAAAUCGAUGGACGGUAUCCUGGAAAAACAAACUGAAUUUGAGAUCUGCCAUCCAACUGGCUUACCUAAACAAGAAGAAAUAUUACAAGAGAAAAAGGUUGACGUUCAGGAGGGAAUCGAAACUAGUUCCAUUUCAACCCAGUCAUCCUUGCAAUACUUCGUUAAAAAAAUUAAAGAAGGAGAUACUCCAGUGCAAGUGCAAAAAGAAAUAACUGCACCAGAACCAAUCAAACAGGACAUAUUUAAAAAAUUCGAGCCAAUAGACACUAAAUUGCCUCCACCACUUCCACCUAAACCAGAACCACUGCGACAAGAAUUUCAAUCAUUUAAAUCGUCUCAAAUAAUUUCUCAGCCUCAACAACAAUAUCAAUCAUUUUCUUCAAGUCAGACCACACAAGAAUUUAAUCUUCAACCUGAACCACCAGCGGAAAUUUGCUUUGCUCCUAGUGGAGGAACAUACAAAAAUCAAGAAGUAACUGAUAGAAUUAGAAGAAUAUCCGAGAAUCAGAAAGAUUUGCCUCCACAUGAAGUGCCUACUGGAGCAAUUAAAAUCUUCCCGUCAACACAAAAAGUCAGUGAACAGAAGACGGAACAAUCAUAUCAGUCUUCAUAUCAAACAUCAUCUUCGUCUUACAGUCGCACAUUUGAAAGCAACUCUUCUAAACCAGCAUUUCAAGAGCUUCCAUGGGUUACUGAAAGGCCCAAAUCGACUACUUCAAGCUAUACUUCUGAAAAACAGUACAUAGGCAGACCGCUUUCUGUUCAGGGCGAACCUUCCCAGGAAGGAUUAAUCAUGGAAAAACAAUGGGCUCAUAAGUUCUCUGAAUCUCACCAAGAAAAAUCUUGGCCACCACAUCAUGAAGAACUUAAAUAUCAACCAUCGUGGUCAGUCCAAAGUACUUUAGAAAAGAAAUGGACACCUGUUACCAAACCUCAAGAUCAGGGACCAAAACAGCACUAUAUAGCAGAGGUAAAUAAUUUAGGUAGCAUUGUAGAUCAUCAAACGUCGCAAAGCAAGUCAGAAUAUAUUUUGGAAGAAAGUAACGUUAAACCCUCCAAAAUGAUUAAAUCAUGGCCACCAGCACCUACUGAAUCCAAACCUUUUUCAACGAUUGAUUCACUAUCGAUUAGACCAGUAUCAGUUCAGGAUAUUACAGAUGAGGUGUACUUAGAACCUGGCCCACCUCCUGAAAUGGGGUAUGCUCCACCAUGCCAAACUAUAACACCUCAGCCUAAAGAAUGGGUGGCUCCACCUCCAAAAGAGUUACCUAAAGAGUGGGUAGCUCCACCUUCAAAAGAGCCGCCGAAAUGGGCACCAUCGCCAAAACAAUGGGCAGCUCCAUCUCCUAAAGAAUGGGUUCCACCAUUGCCUCCAAAACAGGUAAUACCACUAGCUCCUCCUGUUCCUGCGAAGCCUCUUAAGCAUGCCGAGCCAAAGAAAGUAUUGCUUAAUGAUUUCACGCCAUUUGAAAAAUUUCCUAAUUUAGAACCUUUUCCAUUUAAGCCUGACCUACAAAAACCCAAACGGCCCAAAACAGGCCCUCCUCCAACCCCUUCUAAAUUUAUUAAAGGUAAAUUUACCGACAGCGAUUACGAAAGUGAUAUCGAAAAUGUACGAAUACCCCCGAAAUGGAAACCAAGUAUGAGCGACACAGAAGAACCUGCAUAUCGACGAGUUUUAGCUCCCAAAACUGUUCGAUUUUCCAGAUCGAGGUCCCAGGAACCUGAAGCUAUACCACCAUCCAAGUUUGAACAACCUCCACGAUUUGAAGGACCUCCCAGACCUGACGUUAAUAUUGAAGAAUUCCAAAAAUCGGUGCAAGUCAAGAAGUUAACCAAGCAUGCACGAGAUUUAAAAAGAUCAGCAGUUCAACCUGCGCAGUCAGAACAUGUGCCCAUACCCGUAAAAAAGCCAGACUCUCCUAAGUCAAAACAAAAAACAGUCAUUGAUGGUUACAUGGCUGAUACAGAGUAUACGAAAGAAGAGUAUAAAAAGUUUACGAAAACCAGCGAACAUUCUGAAAGUCAGAAGAUCCAAAAGCAAAGGGUUUGUAAAGUUCCUGAUAAGAAGCCUGUUCAGAAGGAACUGGUAACAACUCCAAUAGUUACAAGCCACACGUCACACAAGCUUUACGAACAGCGUGAUAGACAUGUACAAUUGGAGCCUUUCCCGUUCAAACCAGAACCAGAAAAGCCUAGGGUAAAAGUAGCUCCUCCACCAAGUCCAUCUAAAUUCAUAAAAGGUGAGUUCAGAGAAAGCGAUUACGAGAGCGACUAUGAGAGAAGAGUCAAUACCGUAUGGAGUUCUAACCAAGAACCUCAAUACAAACCGGUACAUCCUGUUUUAACACCAACUAAACAGCAUGGUCAACAGUAUGGAAGAACCCCUACACCACCAACUGAAUUUGAACGUCCGCAAGCCUUUGGUUCUUCCCGUCCCAAGUUUGAACCUAUUAAACCCGAAACUAAACCUAUUCCGAAACAUGUAGUGUACAAACCCAAACCGUUAUCAGCUGCUCCUUCCGAUUACGUUGCUCAAAAGGGAUUGAUCCUUCAACCUGGCCCACCUCCAGAGUUCGGUUACACACAGGGACCAACAAAAACUCAGUACUACAAAUCCACUGUAAGUGCUCCCUAUACUAACGCUAUUCAGCAUGAAACAUCAAAUUUAGUUCAUUUCAACGAAUCUACUGAAAAUUGCCACCGCACGAUGAGCGUUCAACAAACUCAUAAAGUGAUUAAAUUUGGUGACAAAUACAAGAAAGAAGGAAAACUAGAACCUUUUCCUUUCCAACCCGAACCGGAACAGCCUAGAAGAGCUACAAGUGUUCCUCCACCACCAACUCCUACGAAAUUCAUACCAGGCGACUUCAGAGAAAGUGAUUAUGAAAGUGAGGUAGAGAGCACUAGAAUUAAACAAAAAUGGACACCACAUGGUGCGGACGAUAGAAAUCAAUACAGAAGAGUCAGAGCUCCGGCUAGCGUUAGAUCUUCUAGUGUUCCAGCUCCAAGAGAUAGAGUAUUGACUCCAAUGGAAUUCGAUACACCACCAGUGUCAACUAUUAGGACAGACUACAUUGAUGGGGAGACUAGAAAGCACGAAUCCAUUUACAGAAAGUUUACCGACAACAAAAAUAAUCAAAUAGUUAAGAGAAGCUAUUCUCACGAGCCUGCUCUACGGCCAGGAUCGCCUCCGAAGUAUGGAUAUGCUUCUGAUCAAAGAAUAAUCAAGUCAACUGCAACUAAAGUGGCCUCGCAUCACAUGGACAGCAUGACUAACGCUUUUAAAUCUAAAACGCAACAGUUCGUUUCUGACAUUAUGGAUGAUGUAAACAAACAAAAAUCCACCUUUAAAAAUGGUACCGAUGGUGAUGCUCAGGUAUAUAGAGAGGAGUCUAGGGCUGCACAAUAUGGAACGAAGCACGUUGACCCCGACACAGGCCUUAUCUACUUCAAAUACGAUUUUGGUUACGAAUUCGGCAUUGUCCUUCCCGGCGAAGGUAAGCAAGGAGGAGUUGUUCCUACUCCCAAGAAGACGAUCAUCGAACCGCCUAAAAGAACUAAAGAUAUAGAGAUGCCCGUUUAUCACGAAAAAACCAACUCCAGUACUAACCACCACCCCUCCCCUCAGUUUAAACCCAAACAGUUUCUGUCGGCUAACAAAUCUGGAAAGUGGGAGCCUACUUCGGAGAGCGAGAUGUCGGAUUACGAGAGGGACGCCAAAGGGCCGAAUCAUUUGCUACCAGGUUCGAGAUGGGAGCCUUCUUCGUGUAGUCCUGCAUCUCUGUCGCCUAGUUUACCUAGCACGUCUCCAGCCUUUAACAAUACUUUUGCAGGUGGAAGACCAGGUGCUCAAACACCACCUAGCUGUCCAACCACUCCAGUAAAUCACUCAAAACUGAACCCUGCUCAAGCGCGUGCUCCAAUGUUCAUAACGCCACUACGGGACAUUGCAGUUGUCGCAGGCCAAGCCGCUAAGUUUGAAUGCAUCGUUCAGUCGGAGCCGCAGCCCAACGUUUUGUGGUCUAAGAAUGGACGCAUUAUACAGAAUUCUAGAGACUACCAAUUGCAUUUUAGAAAUGGAGUUUGCCGUUUGACCAUAUCUCAAGCUUAUCCUGAGGAUGCAGGAACGUUCACAUGUACUGCUACCAAUCCCAUUGGUACUGCUAACACAAGUGCAACUCUAGAAGUACCAGGUGAGCGCAGAUCGCAAUACAUUAAGUAGAUUGGUGGUGGGUCUUAACUUACUUAUUUUUGUUCGCUGCUAUACUCGCAGUCACAUCUAAAACUAGUCAAAAGUGCCUUGAAAUAUUGCCAAAAUGUAUCUAUAGUGUUUUAAAAUAAAAUAUAUGCUUGUGUUGUGCACAAAUUAUUAUUAUAAGUUGUAUAUGUCGAUAAUACUCGAAACAAUUACUCCGACAUUUUUCUUUUUUAUGAUUUAUUUUUGUUUCUUUGUGCUGGUGUACUGUUUACAGUUUAGAAUAUUAAAAUGUACAUUUAUAUUGUUACAAUUAAUAUAAAUUAUUUAUUUAUUGUGUCUGUUACUUUGACUAUUAAAGCUUUUCUGCACUUUCA